AUGGCUGAACUCAAGGAUAUCGAGGCGGGAGAUAUCCCUUCUCCGGUCUCACCGGUCUCCGGUAUUCACACUGCGGACCGUGGAAAUAUUGACACCACAGAGAAGGGAAUUCCACUCGGAAUGCUAGGAUCUGAAAAGUCCAUGUCCACCCAGCGUGACGAGAACGCACCAGCAGAAGCCGAUCCGAAUCUCGUCGACUGGGACGGCCCCGAAGACCCCGAAAAUCCCAUGAAUUGGCCGUCGUGGAGAAAGAUCUUUACUGUUGGUAUCGUCAGCGCAAUCACAUUCAUAACCCCACUAGCAUCCUCUAUAUUCGCGCCAUCAAUACCCCAGGUAAUGACCGACUUCGACUCAACCUCCCAUGAGCUUGCUGCCUUUGUCGUAUCUGUCUACGUCCUCGGCUUUGCCUUCGGUCCACUUCUCCUCGCUCCGGCAUCCGAGUUCUGGGGCCGCAACCUUAUCUACAACUUCUCCAACAUCUGCUUCAUCGGGUGUACAGUUGCCUGCGCCGAGUCCAAAUCGCUCCCCAUGCUGACGGCGUUCCGCUUCUUUGCUGGUUGCUUUGGCUCUGCACCGCUGACCAUUGGUGGCGGCACGAUUGCGGACGUUAUACCACUGGAGCGGCGAGGCGCGGCGAUUGCGCUGUUUGCACUUGGUCCUAUUUUGGGGCCUACUAUUGGGCCAGUUGCGGGCGGCUUUUUGGCAGAGGCGAAGGGUUGGAGAUGGGUGUUUUGGCUGAUUUGUAUACUGAGUGGAUUUGUUUCGCUGCUCUCGCUAGUGUUCCUAAAGGAGACAUAUGCACCGACGAUUCUGGCGGCAAAGGCGAAGAGGUUGAGAAAGGAGACUGGAAAUGACAAACUGAGGAGCAAGAUGGAGAGCCCACUUCCCAAAAGCGAAAUUCUUGCCAGAUCUCUCGUCCGGCCGAUCAAGAUGCUCUUUCUGAGUCCCAUCGUUCUACUUCUAUCCAUCUUCGCCGCCGUCUGCUACGGUUACCUCUACCUCCUCUUCACCACCUUCCCCACCGUCUUCGAGGGCCAAUAUCACUUCAGCACCGGCACCGUAGGCCUCGCCUACAUCGGUCUCGGCGUCGGCUCCCUCACCGGCCUCAUUAUAUCCGGCGUCUUCAGCGACCGCAUCCUCAUCGCCAAGAAGAAGAAGUACGGCGUGCUCAAGCCCGAGUAUCGCCUUAUCCCCAUGUCGUACCUCGCGCCCUGCAUCCCCAUCGGCCUGUUCUGGUACGGCUGGGCCGCGUACGCAGAGACGCACUGGAUCGUGCCCAUCAUCGGCACCACAUUUGCCGGUAUCGGCAUCCUCAGCACCUUCAUUGCUGCGGAGUAUCUUGGGGGGGUGCUGCCGCUUGCGGGAAGCAAGAUGUAUGAGCAGCUCGGAUUGGGAUGGGGGAACAGUCUGUUGGCGUUUAUUGCGCUGGCGAUGUGUCCGAUGCCGGUGCUGUUUAAUAUGUAUGGCGAGCGGAUCAGGAAGCGGUACGACGUCAAGUGGUAA
This is a messenger RNA of Morchella importuna, 1503 nucleotides long. RefSeq lists its product as uncharacterized. Lineage: Eukaryota; Fungi; Ascomycota; Pezizomycetes; Pezizales; Morchellaceae. Gene Ontology annotation, molecular function: transmembrane transporter activity. Gene Ontology annotation, biological process: transmembrane transport. The transcript is spliced from 5 exons. The coding region runs from base 1 to 1503 and encodes 500 amino acids. The record is from RefSeq and is a predicted model, not a curated record.